AUGGAUAUCCGGCGACUCGAGGCGCGGGACAUCCCGCUGAUUCAGCAUGCGAACCUGGAGAACCUGCCCGAGAACUACUUCAUGAAAUACUACCUGUACCACGCGCUAUCAUGGCCGCAGCUAAGCUAUGUGGCGGUCGACGUGUCGCGGCCCAAGAAGACACCCUACGACUACCCCAAGAUCGUAGGCUACGUGCUGGCCAAGAUGGAGGAGGAGCCCGCCGACGGCGUCCAGCACGGCCACAUCACGUCUCUGUCCGUCAUGCGCACGCAUCGCAGGCUGGGCAUCGCUGAGAAGCUCAUGAGACAAGCUCAACUAGCCAUGGUCGAGACCUUCGGCGCGCAGUACGUCUCUCUCCACGUGCGCGUGUCCAACAAAGCCGCCAUCCACCUGUACACCAAGACGCUCGGCUUCGACAACGAGAAGAGCGAGGCCAAGUACUACGCCGACGGCGAGGACGCCUACUGCAUGCGGCUGGAGCUGUCGGCGAUCCGCAACCAGAUCCAGGAGGCCGCCGAGGCGGAGGAGGAGGAGGGCAACGUCAACGACGGCGAUGCAGACGAGGGCGAGCCCGUGGGCGACGUCGGCAAGGCCGGGGAGGACGGUGGCGACAACAAGAAGACGCUGGCGGUGCGCGGCGGCAAGGACGGCGGCAAGGAGGUCAAGCGCAAGGUCAAGGUCGGCCGCUCGCUCGGCGUCCAGGCGCUCGUGGAAAAGGACGAGAGUAAGCACUCGUAG
Messenger RNA from Anthostomella pinea, 738 nucleotides. Lineage: Eukaryota; Fungi; Ascomycota; Sordariomycetes; Xylariales; Xylariaceae. The record is from the annotation of a GenBank genome assembly.